Messenger RNA from Petromyzon marinus (sea lamprey), 1381 nucleotides. The record is from RefSeq and is a predicted model, not a curated record. Lineage: Eukaryota; Metazoa; Chordata; Hyperoartia; Petromyzontiformes; Petromyzontidae.
ACCAGUAGCAGCCGCCACCACCACAGUAACAGAGACACCAGUAGCAGAAAUAGCCGCAGUUGAUACGACAGAAGCAGCAGAAACAGCCUCAGCAGCAGAAUCAACAGCAGCAGCAGCGGCAGAAUCAACAGCACCGGCGGAAAACAACAGCAGCGGCGAAAAUAUACAGCAACAGGAACAGUCGAGGGUAAGAAACAGGAAGAACAUCAGCUAUAAUUGCCGCAAUAAAAAAAACACUCCCGACACGAAAACAUCAAAAAACCACAACUUCAGCAAACACAGGCCGCAAUAAAUACCAGCGGCGACAACAGAAGCAGCAACAAGACCAGCAAGGCGAAGAACAGGGGGGCAAUAGCAGCAGCAGUAGUAGCAGCAAGACCAAGCAGCAUCAGUACCCCAUGGCCACGUCGCAGCCGGCAGCCGGAGACCUCCGACCUCGCGGUGUCGGCUCGAGCUGGGGUCUCGCCGACGGCUGGAAGCAGAGCGUGUGGCGAGGCUGCUGCUUGUGCAUGGCGGGGUUCUUUGGGCUCGCGGCGUACGUGCAGAAAAACGACCCAGAUGCGAGCCUGUGGACGGUAGCGUAUCUAUUCCCAGCUGCCCUUAGCCUUGUGGUGGCGGUGUCGCCUUCAGCUGCAGGCAACCACGCGUGGAAGAGCGUCGUGCACAUGCACGUGGCCGCGUGCCUCUUCGGAGCGUGCCUCCUCGCCGCCGUGGCGCACAGAUCUGGCAAGCGCAUGCACGUGCUGGAGGCGGAGGAGGGCAGGGAGAUCGGAGGGCUCCUCCUCGUCGUCUUUUGGAUGAUUCUCUGCCGCAACUCCCACGAGCCACACGGAGCGACGCUGCGGGCUGGCCUCGGCCUGGUGUUCGUGGCCAUACCCUCCCUCGCCUGGAUCUACACGUCCUUCAACGCCAGAAUCAUGGCCGCCAAUCCCGAGCACUGCAAGAACUCGCUGUGACGCAGUCGCCACAGCGAUAGCACCCACUUCGGAGUGCGAAUUUCGGACUGGGUUGACCCGACAGCAAAGAGACGCAUACUCCAGCUCGCGUGGACCAAUCGCGAUUAAGCGAGCGCGGGUGAGGUGACCGAGCAGGAAAAUUAGGCCGUGGCAAGUGCAGCCUGGUAGGCCAUUCAGCCAUCUCCAAAGCACGGUUUCUGCAGUGGAAAAAGCGGGGGGUUAUCGUAAUGAACGUUAAAAAACAUUAAUCGAUCAGCCACACGACCGUGCACCAUUUCAGCAGUGGAAUUUAAUUUGGAAUUCAAAAGGCAAUUUACAGAUUUUGAGAAAAUAAGAGAGAUAUACAUUGUGUAAGAAAGAUCCCGUGCGCGAUUCCAUCGGGAGGCCUCAAAGAACCGUGGUCUAAUAAAACCCACUCUGCACCC